This is a messenger RNA of Aureococcus anophagefferens, 1623 nucleotides long. RefSeq lists its product as hypothetical. The transcript has a single exon. NCBI's taxonomy places the organism in Eukaryota, Pelagophyceae, Pelagomonadales, Pelagomonadaceae. The record is from RefSeq and is a predicted model, not a curated record. Gene Ontology annotation, cellular component: cytosol; mitochondrion. The coding region runs from base 1 to 1623 and encodes 540 amino acids. Gene Ontology annotation, molecular function: 4 iron, 4 sulfur cluster binding; tRNA-2-methylthio-N(6)-dimethylallyladenosine(37) synthase activity. Gene Ontology annotation, biological process: tRNA modification; negative regulation of cyclin-dependent protein serine/threonine kinase activity.
AUGCGCCGCCUCUUCAGCAGCCAGCCGCGCCUGGCGGCGCUGCGCCGGAAGCUCAAGCACGAGGCGCGCGCGCCGCCCGCCGCCGCCCCGGCCGCGCCGUCCAACGGGAGCUCCUUCUUCAUCGAGACGCGCGGCUGCCAGAUGAACGUGAGCGACUCGGAGGUCGUGCGGAGCCUGCUCCUCGACGGCGGCUACGGCGAGGCCACAUCGGCGGCGGCCGCGGACGUCGUCCUGCUGAACACGUGCGCGAUCCGCGACAAGGCCGAGGCCAAGGUCUGGACGCGGCUCCGCGAUCUCCGGGGCCGCGCGCCCCACGGCGUCAAGCUCGCGGCGCACCGGAGGCCGCGGCAGACCGUCGCCGUGCUCGGGUGCAUGGCGGAGCGCGUCGAGGAGGGCCUCUUCGAGAACGGGCUCGCGGACGUCGUCGUCGGUCCGGACGCGUACCGCGAGCUGCCGCGGCUUCUGGGCAACGUCGGCUCGGGCCCCCAGAUGGACACGAAGCUCUCGCUGGUCGAGGACUACGGCGAGGUCUUCCCGACGCGCGCGGACCCGACGAUGCGCCACGGCGCUUUUGUUUCGGUGCAACGGGGCUGCAACAACGCGUGCGCGUACUGCAUCGUGCCCUACACGAGAGGUAGGGAGCGGAGCCGCGCCGUGACGACGGUGUUGGACGAGGUGGCGGCGCUCUACGACGCCGGCGUCCGCGAGAUCACGCUGCUCGGACAGAACGUGAAUUCCUACCACGACGCGAAGACGGCGAGCGCGUGGGGCCUGCCGCGCGAGUACUCGGACGGCUUCGUGCCCUUCGUCAAGUCGGCGAAGCGCGACGGCAUGGCGGACGGCGUCCGCUUCGCCGAGCUGCUGGUGGCCGUGGCGGAGGCCGCGCCGGACGCGCGGAUCCGGUUCACGUCGCCGCACCCCAAGGACUUCCCCGACGCGCUGCUGCGCGCCGUCGCCGACACGCCGAACGUCGCCAAGCAGCUCCACCUGCCGGCCCAGUCCGGGUCCGACGCCGUGCUGCGGUCCAUGCGCCGGGGCUACACGGACGACGCGUACCGGGCGCUCGUGGACCGCGCGCGACAGACGAUCCCGGGCGUCGCGCUCUCGAGCGAUUUCAUCGCGGGCUUCUGCGGCGAGUCGGAGGCGGACCACGACGCGACGGUGGCGCUCAUCGAGGACAUCCGCUACGACAUGGCCUUCCUCUUCGCCUACAGCUCGCGGGACCGCACGCCCGCGCAGCGGCGGCUCGACGACGACGUUCCCGCGGACGUCAAGAACCGGCGCCUCAACGAGAUCAUCGCCGCGUUCCGCGCGGGGCGGGAUGAACUGUCGCACGAGGCCGUCGGCGAGACGCACCUCGUGUUGGUGGAGGGCGCGCCGAAGCGCGCGCCCGCCGGGGCCGACGGGACCUUCGUCACGGGCCGCAACGACGGCUACCGCAAGAUCGUCUUCCCGGACGCGCUCCCCGACGGCACGGCGCUGGCGGAGGGCGACUUCUGCCACGUCUACGUGGACCGCGUCGAGGGCGCGACGCUCUUCGGCGUGGCGGUGGCGCGCGCGGCCGGCGCGGGCGACCGACCGGACGUUUCGGGGGCGGAGCGGCGCGCGGCGGUGGGCUCGUAA